GUCCCGAUGCCGCUAAGCCCCGGGCAGGGCCCCCGCGUCGACAACUUUUAGUUAUUCGCGAACGUAGUUAACGUGAAAACCUUACCGCACGCCCGGGAAGUGUAAUGGUGCUCGUUAUUUCCCCCAAGUUUACCUCUCAAGUGCCCAGUUUUUGGUGAAAUAAACCGUAUCUACACACUGAAAACAUUCAGUUGUAAACAAUUCAUCGAGCCCUCGACAUUGAAUUACGACAAUUAAAAUUGCUGUUAUUUUCAUCGACUUUCUGUGUGAUUGCUCCGAACCAGGAAUUUUUUCCGGCUACACAACGACCAAUUCAUCAUUAUUUUUUGGAUAAAUUCACCGAACCGAGGAAGGGGCGCAGUAUGAGCCCGGCGCUGGACAACGCGCCCUACCCCAACGAACUAAUAACAUCCUGGUGGACGAUUAUACACCGUUGCGGAUCAACAGAUACCGAGGUGGCACUGAAAUACAAAAGAGAAUGACUCAGAGGGAGGAUGUGCUCAAGUUUGAGCAGGGGAGGAUAAAGGCCCUGCAGGAGGAGCGUCUGCAUAUUCAAAAGAAGACAUUCACAAAAUGGAUAAACUCUUUUUUGCUGAAGGCACGAAUGGAAGUGGAGGAUCUGUUCACAGAUCUAGCGGACGGUAAGAAACUACUGAAACUCCUGGAAAUCAUAUCCGGUGAAAGACUGGCAAAGCCGAACAAUGGACGCAUGCGAGUACACAAGAUCGAGAACGUGAACAAGUCCCUGGCGUUCCUCCACACAAAGGUGAGAUUGGAGAGUAUUGGAGCUGAGGAUAUUGUUGAUGGGAAUCCAAGGCUGAUACUUGGGCUCAUAUGGACGAUAAUUCUUCGAUUUCAAAUACAAGAAAUUGAGAUUGAUGUUGAUGAGGAGAAUGAGAGCAGUGAGAAGAAGUCGGCGAAGGAUGCGUUGUUGCUCUGGUGUCAAAGGAAGACUAAUGGAUAUCCAGAUGUCAAUAUUCAAGACUUUACAGGCUCCUGGCGAAGUGGUCUGGGCUUCAACGCCCUCAUCCACGCUCACCGCCCGGACCUGGUCACCUGGUCCGAACUCCAACAAGGAAAGCACAUUGACAAUCUCAACUACGCCUUCGACGUCGCCAAUUCCGAGCUCGGGAUACCGCGACUGCUGGACGCCGAGGACGUUGACACCGCUCGCCCCGACGAAAAAUCAAUCAUCACCUACGUCGCCUCCUACUAUCACACCUUCGCCCGAAUGAAGAAUGAGAUAAAAUCCGGCAAAAGAAUAGCCAACAUCGUCGGCCAAAUGAUGGACGCUGACAAAAUGAAAAUUCACUACGAAAAACUUACUGCGAACCUCCUUGAAUGGAUAAAGCACAAAAUAACGGUGCUGGAGAAUCGAAAUUUUCCCAAUUCACUGGAGGGUAUCCAGCGCGAAUUACUAGGAUUUAAGCAGUACCGUACAGUUGAGAAACCGCCAAAGUAUAAAGAACGUUCGGAAAUCGAGGCCUUGUACUUCCACAUAAAUACGCAGUUAAAAUCCCUCAAUCAGCCGGCAUUUAUCCCCCAAGAGGGCCAACUGGUGCAGGACAUUGAGAGAAAUUGGGUGGAACUAGAACGCGCCGAGCACCGACGAGAGGUCGCCUUGCGCACAGAACUGCUUCGCCAAGAGCGACUCGAGCAGUUGAACUACAAAUUCGAGAAGAAAAGUGUGCUGCGCGAGGGCUACCUCAAAGAAAUGAUUCAAGUUCUCUCGGACCCCCGAUACGGCAGCAAUUUGGCCCAAGUAGACGCAACAGUGAAGAAACACGAGGCGAUAAGCGCCGACAUACUGGCCCGUGAGGAGAGGUUCCACGACUUGACGAACAUGUCUGAAGAGCUCGUCAGGGAGAAUUACCAUGGGCUCGAGCGGGUGCGAUCGCGCGAGCAAGAAGUAUUAGAGAGAUGGAAAGAGCUUCUGGCCCUCCUCGAUCACCACAAAUCCAAUUUAGCAGCCCUGUGCUCGCUGAUGUCCCUCAUGAGAGAAAUCGACACGACAUUGGCGACGAUCCAAGAGCUCCAGCUGAACUUCCAAAGCACUGAUGUUGGCCCACACCUGCUGGGGGUGGAGGACCUCCUCCAGAAGCACAGCCUGCAAGAGCUCCAGGUGACAGCCCUCGGCGAGACCCAACGACGAUUAGGCAGACAAGCUGCCCAGCAUUUGGCGCAGCCACUGAGCAAAGAGGCUCCGUUACUCCAGCAAAAACUCGAAAGACUCAACAGCACUUACGACGAUCUCGUUGAGAAUAGCAAGGAGAGAAAGGCGCGUUUGGAGGACGCUAGGAAUUUCUUUCAUUUCUUGCAGGAUCACGAGGACGAGGAGUCGUGGUUAGUUGAAAAACAGCGUAUUUGUAAAGCUGGCAUUUCAGCUAAGGAUUUACGAGCUGUCAUAUCUCUCCAGCAGAAACACAAGGCUUUGCAGGAUGAGAUUAAAGUGCGCAGACCGAAAUCCGAGCAGCUGUGCAGCGCUGGAAAGAAAUUGAUUGGUGAUAAUCAUCCAUCAUCGCUGGAGAUACAGAAUAGAAUUGAGUCGUUGCAGGAGCACUGGAAGGUGCUCGAGGAAUUGGCAGCGCUGCGUAAAAAACAGUUGGACGAUGCUGCUGAGGCUUUCCAGUACUACGCCGAUGCCAACGAGGCUGACUCGUGGAUGAAUGAGAAGAUGGCACUGGUGGCUUCUGAAGACUACGGAGUUGACGAGCCCAGUGCUCAAGCACUGCUCCAGAGGCACAAAGAUCUGGAGGGCGAGCUGAAUGCGUACAAAGGUGACGUUCAAUCGUUGAACAGUCAGGCUGACAAGUUGGUUAGAGCUGGGAUAUCUGCUCUGGAGCUUUCAGCAGAUCCAGAGCCAGUUGCUGAGCUUGAGCAGGAGGAGUGGAGCAAGGAGGUCCGUCUGGUACCCCAGGACGAGUGGGUGGACGAAAUCAUCGAGCGUAUCGAGCCCAAGACCAUUCUCGAGGACAGAUUGUUCCCACAGGUGAAGAGCUUGUACCCAUUCAGUGGCCAGGGUACGCACAUGGUCAAGGGCGAAGUCAUGUUCCUCAUGAAUAAAACGAAUACCGACUGGUGGAAUGUCAGAAAGGCCGACGGCUCGGACGGCUACGUUCCCGCUAAUUAUGUCCGCGAAAUUGAGCCCAAAGUAAUACAGGUGCAAGUCAAGAGGCCGGAGAAGGUGCGUGUGACACAGCGAGUGAAGAAAACAAAAAUGGUUAAUCAAGUGAUACCAGUUAGGAGAGUUAAAUCGAUAAAAUCAACAGUCAAGCCGAUAAAACGUAAGGCUGUUAACGACAGUGAUAAUGUUGAAAAAAGACAGAAAAGAAUCAACGACACGUACAAUGAGCUUUGUCAAUUAUCAACGAAACGUCACGCCUUGUUGGAGGAUGCCAUCAGGCUUUACGGCUUCUACCGCGAGUGCGAUGACUUUGAGAAAUGGAUUAAAGAUAAGGAGAAGAUGCUGCGCGCCGACGACUCCAAGGAUAACGUUGAGACAGCCAAGAGAAAAUACGAAAAAUUCUUGACAGAUCUGUCGGCCUCUGGGAAGCGAGUUGAGGCCAUUGAUGCUGCUGUUGAUGAUUUUGUUAAGCAAGGUCACAGUCAGUUGGACAAAGUUAAAGCGAGACAGAGGCACAUUCACCAGCUGUGGGAUCACCUCAAUUGGCUGAAAGCGCAGAAGGAAAAAUCAUUGGAAGGUGCAUCGAGUGUUGAGUUGUUCAAUCGAACGUGCGACGAGGCGCACGAUUGGAUGCUGGAGAAAAUAACUCAAUUGGACACUGCGGAGUUGGGGCCAGACUUGAAGACGGUUCAGGCACUUCAGCGCAGGCACCAGCAUUUAGAGAGAGAGCUGGCUCCUGUGGAGGAAAAAGUGCGCAAAGUUAAUCUACUCGCCAAUAGUGUCAAGUCUUCUUAUCCAAAUGAGCAUGAUAACGUCAAUGCGAGGCAGAAUGAGAUCAAGGAAUUGUGGCAUAAAGUGCAGACCAAGGCGAAGGAGCGCAGAUCGAGACUGGAGGAUGCUGUGGGACAGCAAAUUUUCAUGAACAGCUCGAAGAGUCUCAUUCACUGGGCAACUGACGUUCAAGAAGCUAUGAAAGCUGAAGAGCCAGUUCGUGAUGUUGCCACUGCUGAAAAACUCCAGAAACAACACACGGAGCUCGGUGAAGAGGUAAAAACACGAGAGGAUGAGUUCAGGGAAGUGGAGGAUCUGGGUAAUCAGCUGCUCCACAGAAAUCCAGCUCUGCAUGAGGUGCGCGAGCGUUUGGAUAAAUUACAUGGGCUUUACCAGGCAGUCACGUCAAAUUGGAAUGCCAAGGAGGAGUGGCUGCGCCAGUGUCUGGAAUUGCAGCAAUUUAAUCGGGAGGCUGAUCAGAUCGAGGCCACCACGAGCUCCCACGAGGUGUUUCUGGAGUUUACGAAUCUUGGGGAGUCUCUUGAUGAUGUCGAAGCACUGCUCAAGCAGCAUGAGAAGUUUGAGAAUACCCUGCAUGCGCAGGAUGAGCGACUCAAGGCUUUCAGUGAUACUGCUGAUCGAUUGAUUGCGCAGAAUCAUUAUGACAGGGAUUAUGUCAAUGAUAAGAGGGAUCAAGUGCUCUCUAGGAGAGCUGCUGUCAAGGAUGAGGCGCAGGCGCGGAGAGCUGCACUCAAGGCUUCGGAAAAUUAUCAACAAUUUUGCGCGGAAGUUGAUGAUCUCAGGGAUUGGCUGGGGGACAAGAUGAAGGUUGCGUCGGACGAGAGCUACAGGGAUUUGAAUAAUCUGGAGAGGAAACUGCAGAAACACGAGGCGUUCGAGAGAGAACUGAGGGCCAAUGAGGGGCAACUGCGAGCUGUUAAUAAAGCUGGCAAAGCUCUCAUCUCGGAGCAGAAUUAUCGGUCCAGUGAUGUUGGAGAUACGCUGAAGGAUCUGAAUGAUCAGUGGGGCCAGUUGGUUUCUCUGUCGCUGGAGAAAGGGAGAAGGCUGCGGCAGGCUGCCUCGCAGCAUGGCUACAACAGGACCAUGGAGGACGCUAGGCUGAAGUUGGAGGAAAUUGAGAACUCGUUGCAGAGUAAACAAGUUGGUACGGAUUUGAGGAGCUGCAAGGAGCUGCUCAAGAAGCAUCAGAUUUUGGAGACUGAUAUGUGCCAGUGGGAGCAGAAGGUCGAUGAUCUCGUGGCCAUGGGCGAGGAGAUGGCGCAUGAGGGACAUUUUGAUGCGCCCAAUAUUUUGAAGACUAGCCAAGCGACGCAGAAGAAGUUUCGCAGUCUGAAAGAGCCAGCUAGAAAGCGACGAGACGCUUUGGAGGAGAGCCUUCGUUUCCAUAAAUUUGGAUUUGAACUUGAUGCAGAGUUGCAAUGGAUCAAGGACCACUACCCUCAGGCAUCGUCAACAACUCUUGGCCAAAAUCUUCAUCAAGCCCAGACUCUCCACAAGAAGCAUAAGAAGUUGGAAGCUGAAAUAGUUGGUCAUCAACCGAUGAUCGAUAAGACUCUGGCGACAGGGCAAUCACUCAUCGACCAGACUCACCCAGAACGAAAAAAGAUUCAAGAGCUCUGCGAGGAGUUGGAUGAGGCUUGGAAGGACCUCCAGGAGAAAGGACUAGAGCGCAGUCGUGCCCUGGACCUCUCGCUCAGAGCUCAAGAAUUUUUCUUCGAAGCGGGAGAGGUCGAGAGUUGGUUGGGCGAAAAGAACGACGUCCUGAGCUCAACGGAUUACGGAAGAGAUCGCGAUGCUGCGACAAAAUUACUCACAAAGCACAAGGCCAUGGAACUAGAAUUAGACUCUUACAACGGCAUCGUAACAGAAAUGGGUCACACAGCGGGUGCUAUGGUAAACGCCAAGCAUCCUGAUAGCAAAGCCAUUGCUAACAAACAGCAAGUGAUUGCCCAGCAGAUGAGGGCACUCCAGAGACUGGCGACGACUAGACAGCAACGAUUGAUGGAGAGCAUGUAUCGACACGAGUACUUCCUCGAGAGUAGAGAACUGGAACAGUGGAUCAAGGAGCAGGAGCAAGCCGCUGCCUCGGAGGAUUAUGGACAGGAUUACGAGCAUUUACUCAUUCUCCAAGCGAAAUUCGAUGAUUUCAAGCACAGAAUCGAGGCGGGCUCUGAGCGAUUCAAUCAGUGUGAGGAAUUGGCUAAAAAAUUGAUCACUAAUGAGAGUCCGUAUAUUCAAGACAUCGAGAAACGUCAGGAACAACUUGGAGGUGAUGAGGAUAACCCUGUUGCUCAGGUACAGAGACUGCAUCAGCAUAUGCGGGAAUCCUGGCAGCACCUCCUGGGUUUAAUUCGUCACCGCGAGCAGCGUCUGCAGGCAGCUGGAGAAAUUCACAGAUUCCAUCGUGACGUUGCCGAAGCCCUCUCUCGCAUCCAGGAGAAGGAGGCAGCCCUCCCCGAAGACCUAGGACGUGACCUGAAUUCCGUAUUAGCUCUCAUCAGACGUCACGAGGGUUUCGAAAACGAUUUGGUAGCCCUCGAGGCCCAACUCCAGGUCCUGGUGGAAGACGCCUCCAGACUCCAAGCCCUGUAUCCCGGAAACAACGCAGCUCACAUCGAUCAGCAGCAGCAGAUUGUCUUGGCAAACUGGGAGGAACUGAAGGAAAAAUCAGCUCACAGAAGGGACCAGCUGCAGGCAAGCUGCGAUCUCCAACGAUUCUUGACUCAAGUUCGUGACUUGAUGAAUUGGGCUGCUGGCUUACGUGCUGCACUCUCCACCGAAGACAAAGUUCGUGAUGCCGCGAGUGCCCAGACACUGAAAGCAGAGCACGAAGGGAUCAAAGGUGAAAUCGAAGCAAGGGAGGACAGUUUCAGUGCUGUACUCGAUUUGGGGGAAGCAAUGGUGCAAACAGGUCACUACGCAGCUCCAGAGGUCGAAGAAAAGUGCAACCAGUUAUUGGACGAACGUCAGAAGCUCCACACAGCCUGGCAGCAGAAGAAAGUCCACCUGGAUCAGCUGAUAGAUCUCCAUUUUUUCCUCAGGGAUGCAAAACAACUGGACAAUUUGUCAGCUACCCAAGAGGCUGCUCUGAGCAACGACAAUUUUGGUGUGUCUGUUGAAGAAGUCGAUGUGCAGAUGAAAAAGCACAACGAAUUUGAGAAGCUUCUGGUCACACAGGACGAGAAACUGGCAGCUCUGCAGGAGCACGGGGACAAGCUCCUGGCUCAAAGCCAUUUUGAUUCCCCAAAGAUUGCGAGCAGACUGCGUGAAGUCUCUGAGAAGCGUGCCAAGAUCCGAGAUUUGUGCGAUGGGAGGAGAAAGAGGCUGGCUGCUAGCCUUCUGCAUGCCCAGUUUAUAAGAGACGUUGGUGAGGCUGAAUCGUGGAUCGGUGAGAAGCAGAAGAAACUCGAGGCCGAGGCGUCGAAGGGUGAAGUCUCCAGUCUAGAGGACAAAAUUAAGAAACUGCAGAAGCACCAGGCAUUCCAGGCCGAGUUGGCAGCGAACCAGAGCAGGAUCGAGGAGAUUCGCACCAAGGGGGAACAAUUAUUGGCUCAGAAGCAUCCAUCGGGUGGGGAAAUUCGAGCCCAGUUGGAUCAGCUCCACGGUACCUGGAGGAAACUCCUGCUAGUCUCUGGCAAUCGAGGAAGGGGUCUGGAGGAAGCUCAAGACAUGCUGGAAUUCAACAAUCAGGUGGAGAAGAUCGAGGCCUGGAUUCGAGACAAGGAGAUGAUGGUCCAGGCUGGAGAUACUGGCAAGGAUUACGAGCACUGCCUGAGUCUCCAGAGGAAGCUGGACGACGUCGACAGUGACAUGAGGGUCGAUGAUACCAGAAUCAAGACAAUCAAUGCACUGGCAGACAAAUUGAUAAAGCAGGGCCAUGACGACGAGUCCAAACCGAUUCAACAGCGCAGGGAUAAUUUCAAUAACAAGUGGAAAGGCCUGCAGGGGGCACUGAGCGAUUACAGAGACAUUCUCGCUGGUGCCCUGGAGAUUCACCUGUUCAAUCGUGAUAUCGAUGACACCAGUCAGCGAGUCAUCGAAAAAUCCCUCGUGAUGAAUACUCAAGACGUUGGAAAGGAUUUGGCAGCUGUUGAACAUCUCCAGAGAAAGCAGGAGGCGAUGGAACGAGAUAUGACAGCUAUCGAGGGCAAGUUGAAGGAGCAUCGAGCAGAAGCGGAAGAGCUCUCUCGAAAAUAUCCAGAAAAUGCACCUGAGAUAAAGGCAAUGCUGCACAAUCUACAAUCGAACUGGGAUGACCUGCAGCAUCUGACGAAGCACAGGCGUGACGCAUUGAACCAGGCGUAUACCCUCCAUAAAUUCCUGGCCGAUUUGCAUGAGGUCGAAAUCUGGGUUAAUGACACAAUCAAACGAAUGAACGAGUCUGAAGCUCCCACGACAAUUUCGGAAGCUGAAGCCCUGCUGGAGCUCCAUCAAGAGCGAAAAGCUGAGAUCGAUGGACGACAGGACACAAUUAAAUUGCUGAAUGAACAUGGAAAAAAAUUAGUGGAGAUUGAUUCUGAUGUCAAGGGAAGUUUAGAGUAUUUGGAGCAAUUGAGAACUGGUUUGAUUAGAGCUUGGGAGGAGAGGAGGGAGAAGCUCCUGCAGGCUUACCACCUGCAGCAGUUUAAGGAGCAGGCUGAUCAGGCUGACAGCUGGCUAGCAACUAAAGAAGCAUUCCUCAACAACGACGACCUCGGGGAGUCCUUGACAGGUGUGGAGACUCUCAUAAGGAAGCAUGGGGAGUUUGAGAAAAUGCUGACAUCGCAACUGGGAAGAAUCGAUGAAUUGGAGACUUUCGCUAACGAAAUUCUAGCGGCAAAUCCCUCUGAUUCAGCUAUUAUCAGACAGAGAUUGGGUACAGUGUGCGGUAGACGAGAUAAAUUGAAGAAUAACGCUGCAGGGAGGAUGAAGAAGUUGAUAGAGAGUCGACAGCUGCAUCAAUUUCUUCGUAAUAUCUACGAGGUGGAAGGCUGGCUGCAUCAGAAGCAGCAAGUCGCUGGUGACGAGAGCUACCGAGAUCCCACGAAUCUCCAGAGUAAAAUUCAGAAACACGUCGCAUUCGAGAGCGAGUUGAUGGCGAAUCGAGGGAGAAUCGCGGGCAUAAUGAGCGAAGGUGAGAGUCUCAUCGAGAACGAGCAUUACGCGUCCAAAGAAAUCCAGGACAGACUCGAAGAUUUGGAGUCCGAGUGGAGGAUUCUCCAGCAGACCAGUGAGCUCAAGAAAAAUCGACUCAACGAUGCGUAUCAAGCUCUCCUGUUUGGCCGAACUUUGGACGAAUUCGAGACCUGGAUGGACGAAAUUGAGGUGCAACUGCAGUCUGAGGAUCACGGUAAAGAUCUGUCUAGCAUCGCGAAUUUAUUGAAACGUCACACAAACCUGGAGAACGAUGUGCUUGGCCACAACGAGGCUUGCGAAUCCAUCAAGGAGACUGCUGUGAGCUUCCAGAAGACGAAGCACUUCAUGUGCGACGAAAUUCAGGAGAGAGCACAGGCCUGCAUCAGUCGUUACCACAGCCUGCAGGAGCCAAUCCAAAUUAGACGAGACAAUCUUGAAGAUGCUAAGCUACUCCACCAGUUCCUGAGAGACGUCGAAGACGAAUUGCACUGGUUAACAGAGAAGGAGCCCUUGGCUGCCAGCAACGACCUGGGCAGCUCUCUGAUGACAGUUCAAAGGCUGCAGAAGAAGCAUCAAGCCCUCGAGGCUGAGUUAAUAUCACGAGAGCCAGUGGUUGCUUCACUGGCUGCACGAGCUGCAGGCAUGGUGAGGAGUGGACACUUUGCCAGUGAAAAAAUUGAAUCAGCUGCGCAGCAACUGCAGAAUAAGUUGUCACACCUCCGAGAUCUCGCCAGUGUUCGUAAGCUGAGGCUUCUGGACGCUGUUGAGUCGCAGAUGUUUUAUGCCGAGGCAAGCGAAGCUGAGCAGUGGAUUAAAGAGAAAUAUCCGCAGUUGAGAUCCACUGAUUAUGGGAAAGACGAGGACUCUGUGCAGUCGCUGCUGAAGAAGCUCGAGGGCCUCGACCGUGAUCUCUCCUCCUUCGAGAGUAAUGUUGAGAAUUUGAAGAAAUUGUCGGCAGGAUUGAUUAAUAGACACCACUUUGACAGCAAAAAUAUUGGGCAGAAGCAGAAGGAGAUUGAGCAAAAGUUCGCUGAGCUCAAUAAAUUCAAGGAUCUGCGGCUUCACAGGCUGCUGGAGAGUGAGAAGUUAUUCAAGUUUAUGCGACAAGCUGACGAGGUCAUAGAAUGGAUCAGUGAUCAGACGAUAGUUGCAGCUUCAGAGGACUACGGAUCAGACGUUGAGCACGUUGAACUCCUCAUUCAAAUUUUCGAUAACUUCUUGGCAGGACUGACCACCAGUGAGCACCGCAUACUAGCAGUGAUUGACGCCGGCGAGACUCUGAUCAAGGAGCAGAACCCAGAGGCCAGUAAAAUUCGUGGCAAGAUCGACGAGACCAAGCAACAGUGGGACGACCUGAAGGAGCUGGCCCAUGCGAGGCAGGAGGCACUGGCUGGGGCUAAACAAGUGCACAUGUUUGAUCGAACAGCGGAUGAAACAAUCACCUGGAUCCAGGAGAAGGAGGCGAGCCUCAGUUCCGAUGGAUAUGGACACGAUCUGGAGACAAUUCAGGCUCUAGUGAGGAAGCACCAAGGAUUCGAGACAGAUCUGGCAGCUGUUAAAGAGCAAGUUGAGUCAGUGAUGGCUGAGGCUUCGCGAUUAGCUGAAUUAUUCCCAGACGCCAGAGAGCACAUUGCAGUUAAACACGAAGAGGCCGACGAGUCCUGGACCGAUCUUCUGGAGAAAGCUGCACAGAGACGAAGUAAAUUAGCCCAAGCUGAGCAGCUCGAAACUUACUUCGAUGAGUACAGAGACCUCGUCUUCUGGAUCAACGAAAUGGUGGCCAAAGUGACAGCUCCCGAGCUGGCGCGCGAUGUACCAGGUGCUGAGAUCCUCAUAUCGAGGCACAAUGAGUACAAAGUGGAGAUUGACUCGCGUCAGGAUGCAUUCAGUAAAUUCCAUCUAGUCGGUCAGGGUCUGAUUGAGCACGGCCACUUCUUAGCUAAAGAAAUUCAGGAGAAAAUUUCGGUACUCGAGCAGAGGAAGAACGUGCUGACAGCCACUUGGGAGCAGAGGCGACUGAUCUACGAGCAGAAUCUCGACACUCAGAUGUUCAAGCGCGAGGCAGAAACCCUGGAGAACUGGAUAAUAAGCAGAGAGCCGAUGCUGCACGAUGGCAAUCUUGGCGAGACAAUUCCUCAGGUCGAGGACUUGAUACGCAAACACGAGGACUUUGAGAAAACUAUAGAGGCACAGGAGGAUAAAUUCGAGGCGUUGAAACGAAUAACAAUGCUGGAGCAUGCUUUCCGGAAACAGCAGGAGGCUGAAGUGGCAGCUAGACAGGCUGAGAAGGAGAGAGUGGAGCGUGCGAGGAUUGAAGAGCGCAAACGAAAGGAGGUCCAGAGGAUCACAGAAGAGCGUAAACGUGAGGAGGAGCGCAGAAGGAUUCAGGACAGCCCCCAUCACCGACCUCACGACGAAAUAAACGGCAAAUCUGACGACCACGAGUCCUCGAGCACACUGUCCCCAUUGAAGAACAGCAACGCCACUUCGGAAGUUGUUGAAGUCUCCGGGCACAAAUCCCACGGUUUUUCCCAUGUGUUCGGCGAUCGGUUGAAGCGUACAACACCAGACAUCAAGCGAGCUGAGAGCAUGAAAGUGGACACGAAGAAACCGAAGCGAACGCCCAGCUUCACCACUCGCAGACGCACUCAGAGCUUCAGAAAGCACCAAAAGAUGGAGAAUAUGGAUCCUCUGAGGCCAGUCGAGAUCCAGGGCCUCUUGGAGCGCAAACACGAGCUGCAGAGUGGAGGUAAAAAGGCAGCUGUAAGAUCGUGGAAGCAGUACUUUACGGUUUUGUGUGGACAGCUGCUGUGCUUCUUCAAGGAUCACAGUGAUUUUUCGUUGAGCAAAGCCGCCACAGCACCCAUUACGAUAUUCAAUGCAACGUGCGAAAAAGCUGAGGAUUAUACCAAACGAAAGCAUGUGUUUAGGUUGAAGUGCACUGAUGGCUCGGAAUUUCUGUUUCUUGCUGCCAACGACCAGGAGAUGGAGGACUGGGUCAAUAAGAUUUCGUUCCAUGCCAAAUUGCCACCGAGUCUGCAGCUGCUGAGGUACGACGAGACGCAGAAGGAUGGGGCAGAGAGACUCCAGAGCCAAACGCCUGAUAUCAUUGGCGAUGAGAAUGCCUCCACCGAGAGCAGUCGAGCCUCAACUCCAGAAUUAGAGAGGAAGAAUUCUGUGAUUCGUCGGGAUGUCACUGAACACUCGAAUGUUCAGGUGGAGUUCCUGCAGAAGCACAGGCAGAGUCAGCAGAUGAGGGAGCCCAAGUCUCCGGAGUUUGUCGAGCCACCCAGGAUACCUGAGUCGCUGACGCAAACUGAGUUCUUGCAGAAGCACAGGCAGCAGCAGCUGCUGAGCCAGCAGCUCCUCCAGCAGGAGCAGUUGGCGAUUCAGAGGGAUUAUCAGUCACCUCCGGGGGAGAAACCACCUAUUCCGCCCAGGGGGGCACCUCCUCCUGUCCCAGCGAGGUCGCCGAGCUCUGAAAAUGUCCUGCCAAUGAGGAGAAAUGACGUUGAACAUCAUAUGCCGGUCAACAGACCUCAGUCCUACCAGCAGAGAAGUGCUACGUUAAAUUAUAAUGGGUCGGGACAGCAUGUAGCUGCGGAUAACUGGCAUCGACAGAGCAGCGUGGAUUUCACGUCUUCUCCAGAUUUUGUAGAAGUAGCACCUCCCCUGCCAUCAAGUGCUCCGCCGCCACCCAGGAUGGCACAAUGGAACACUCAUGACCCCGGAUAUGGGAAUACAAAUCUCAACGUCAGACAGACUGGACAACAGCAACUCAAUUCAUUCACGGGCCGUCCAACUUCGCUACCACCGUAUGUGGCCCCACCGCCAGCCAUUUCUCCAGUAACUCAAAGUAUCUCCGUUGUUGAUGGGAGAAGGGCGUCCGAGAGUGGAUCAGAGAGUGAACAGAGCAGUGGUGGUUCACGAAAGGAUCGAGAUUACAAGAGAAGCUCAGUUUUGAGUAAUUUGUUUGGCCGACGAAAGAAGCCAUCUCAGUCGUAGCAUUCUACCUGAUAAAUGAUGAUUACAUUUGUGUACUUACAAUUGAAGAGGACAAAGACAAAAUUCAUCACAAUUGAAGGAAAUAAUGAAGGAUAUAUGUUACAAUAAUGAAUCCCAAACAUUUUUAUAUAAUCUACUAUUACUUUAUUUAUGAAUAACUGAGGAAAGAAAAUAAUAAGUUUCGUGUAUAAUCAAAGAAAAAAUCCGAGCAGGUGACUACAAAUGCAAUUAUUAUUGUUAAUUUGUUUUUUAUUGAAUGGUUUGUGAUGUACCUGACCUCGGAACCGGAAACCAGAGCUUGAGAUGGGACCAAGUUUGAUAUACAAUGAGUGAAUUAAAUAGAUUGAUGGGAAGAAAAAUGAAAACAUGAGUUUAUUUGUAGAUGACCUAAUAUAAUUCUCACGCCGUGAACCGUUACGAAUGUUUAUAUAUAUAUAUAUAGAUUCUGAGAUUCCUAUAUAUUCGGUACCAAUGAACAAUAUUUACUAUAAAUCAUCUCAAUUUUGUAUAACCCGUGUAAUGAGACGAAUAUAUGAAUAUAGAUAUGUAUACAUUUAUUUUUUUGAGAAAAAAAAGAGAAGAAACUUGGUAUUAAGCAUGUACAAUAUUUCUAGUUUAUUAACUGAUACGGUUUAUUGUAGAAAAAUAUGACACGCAUGAAAUGAAAUGAAAAGAAAUAAAACAUUCCACUUUGGAGA
This is a messenger RNA of Diachasma alloeum, 13734 nucleotides long. RefSeq names its product spectrin alpha chain, non-erythrocytic 1 (gene kst). The coding region runs from base 479 to 13036 and encodes 4185 amino acids. The record is from RefSeq and is a predicted model, not a curated record. Gene Ontology annotation, molecular function: actin filament binding; phospholipid binding. The transcript has 12 exons. Gene Ontology annotation, biological process: actin cytoskeleton organization. NCBI's taxonomy places the organism in Eukaryota, Metazoa, Arthropoda, Insecta, Hymenoptera, Braconidae. Gene Ontology annotation, cellular component: cell junction; plasma membrane; cortical actin cytoskeleton.